CUUAUACUCUUACUUUCGUCAUAGAAAAUUAUUUGCAAAAACAGAAGUCCUCGUCGAAAAAUUGAAAACAAACAAAAAAACAAAUAAUAGAAAAUAUUUCAUAUUUAAAAAACUUAACAAACACUUCGGUUGUAAUAUCGUUUUUUUUGGCUAAUGGUGGCUCCUAGAAGGACAGGUUCAGGAUUAUCAUUGAUUCCAGAAGAAAAUUCUCGAAACAUGCCGUCUUCAUCCAAGAGCACGGAAAGUUUAUAUUCCAACACAUCGAGUUCAAAAGGUUCUGCAACGAUUCUUUAUAGAAGGAACGCAGCUGUUGGACGCCAUUCGGCAUUCAUUCCGGCCACAACCGAAGUUCGUCAACGAGUAUUGUCGGCCAGGCGUUUAAGGGUGAAGACAUUUCAAAACCAAUUGGCUGAUGCCCAACAGCAUAUUUCUGAGCUAGCUCACGAAAACCGAAUGCUUCGGACUUUACACAAACGACAGGAUUUGGCUUUGUCUAAAUACGAAAGUACAAAUGCUGAGUUGCCACAGUUACUCCAUUCACAUGCGGAGGAAGUGCGAGUUUGGCAAAUGAAAUAUCGAAAUCUUCAAACACAAAACAAGGAACUUCUUUUUAAAUUGAAGCAGAAGGAAAGUCUCAUUCUUCAACUAGGCGAUCAAAACAAACAUUUAACUCAACUUAACAAGGAUAAAAAUCUAGAGGAUCGACAAAGGUUGGCAGAAAAAGUCCAACAACUAGAAACUCGUCUACAAGAAAAAGAAACCGACAUGAAGCUCCUGGCUCGACGACUACAACUUGAAUCCAAAAACUCUAAAAAAGAAUUGUUCUCCGAACAAAAGAAGCGGAAAGAAGCCUUGAUACAGUUAGAAAAAGUUAAAUUAGAGCUUUCGGGUUAUGUCAAGAUUGAUGAGCUAAAUUUGAAUGAAAAACUAUCUAAGCUAUCGAUUGGUUCAAUGAGCAACAUAAACAAUGGAAUCCAUGGCUAUGAGGAAAGAAACAAUAAAUCCCAAACAGUCCUGACACCACUCGAUAAAAAAUCCAAUGAGCAAUGCGGGGACCAUACUAAUAGAUCCCUAGGUACAGAUAGGUCUGAUAUCUUUUUAAAUUCUGGAAGGACAAGUUGUCAGAAGUUGGCAGGUAGUGGUGUUAGCAAGAUGAGGACUUCAACUCACCGUGGCGGUGGAGAUGGACCCUCAGAGGAAGACCAGCUAAACUUUAUGAAAUCUGUUGAAAUUCAAAGUAACCAGGAGUCACACGUCGACCUGGAAACCUUGGAUUCUAAGUCGGAAGAUAAUAAUUUCUAUGAUGAAGAUUAUGAAGACAACGAAGUUGAUGAUAAAGACGAAGAAGAUUCAAUUGAAAAUAUUAUUGAGACAACUCCAAAACCACCAAAAGCGACGUUAGAAAAGACCCCAAAAGCCGAAGAUAUGAAUUCCAUUCGAAAGGAAAUAAACGACGACUUCAAACAACGCGAGUCCUUCCUUAACACCUUCUGUCGACAAACCACAGCCGAUACAGCCAAGAUAAAUGUGAACCGAAAAACUAAAUUACUAGCCGCACUCAAAGCCAUCGAAGGAAGUUCCUCACAGGACUGAGGGCUUUACAUCGAAGUGAGAGCUUCUGCACUCUAUAUAUUAGUAUAUUUUUGAAUACCUAUAUUUCCUUACAAAAAAUAAACAAAACGACUUUACAAAUAUACAUUUGAAAUAAAUGUAACUAGAAAUAAC
This is a messenger RNA of Eupeodes corollae, 1725 nucleotides long. Its product is annotated as lebercilin-like protein. Gene Ontology annotation, biological process: intraciliary transport. The transcript has 6 exons. The record is from RefSeq and is a predicted model, not a curated record. NCBI's taxonomy places the organism in Eukaryota, Metazoa, Arthropoda, Insecta, Diptera, Syrphidae. The coding region runs from base 154 to 1593 and encodes 479 amino acids. Gene Ontology annotation, cellular component: axoneme.